Molecule: messenger RNA, 5005 nt
Organism: Danio aesculapii
Lineage: Eukaryota; Metazoa; Chordata; Actinopteri; Cypriniformes; Danionidae
Gene: atf7a
Product: activating transcription factor 7a
Exons: 13
Coding region: 83-1696 (537 amino acids)
Biological process (GO): regulation of transcription by RNA polymerase II
Molecular function (GO): cAMP response element binding; DNA-binding transcription factor activity, RNA polymerase II-specific
Source: RefSeq, a predicted model, not a curated record
GGCGUGUCAGAUUCCAAGAGAGGAGAGAGAAGAGAGAGAGGGAUAGAGGGGCGCUGUGUUACAUUGCAAAGCCUUUGCAAAGAUGGGGGACGACAAACCUUUUGUGUGCAGUGCUCCUGGCUGUGGGCAGAGGUUUACUAAUGAGGACCACCUGGCUGUCCACAAACACAAACAUGAAAUGACGCUGAAGUUCGGACCCGCCAGAACGGACUCAGUCAUCAUUGCAGACCAGACGCCGACUCCCACUCGUUUCCUGAAAAACUGUGAAGAGGUGGGCCUGUUCAAUGAGCUGGCCAGCUCCUUCGAGCAAGAGUUCCCCAAGGCCCAGGAAGAUGAAGACAAGAGGGCCAAAAACCCGGCACGUGAUUAUGACGUAGCGCCUGUUGUUGGUGUCCCGAGGGAAAAUCCUCCUGCCUACACCGGAAAACAGUUCAUCAAACUGGGCUCGGCUCAGUCAGAAACACUGCUGAAAGCCUCCAUCAUCCAGUUGCCCGCUCCGAAUUCAGGAGCCAUAGACAUGAGUUUGCAGACACCUUCAGACGUGAAGGUAAAGGAGGAGGACCCUGUGGAGGUGGACUCCACUCCGCCUACAAGUCCUGAUUCCAUCUCUAGCAUGUCAGACAGCAGCAAAGAGCCCGUAGGCAGAGGAAAGGAUUCUCCUCCAAGGCAUGCCUUUAGUUCAGCUCCAACCCCAGCCAUAGUGCGUCCUGGAUCCCUCCCUCUGCACCUGGGUUAUGACGGCCUGCAUCCCACCAUGCCUUCUCCGACCUCCGUCAUCACACACACCCCACCAUCCAACCGCACACUGGGAUCUCCAACGGUGCCAUACCCAAUGAUGAUGCUUCCCAAUGGUCAAACGGUUCCUGUGCUUCCUGGUCCUAUGCAGAUGCCCUCUGUAAUAUCAUUGGCAAGGCCCUUGUGUAUGGUGCCCAACAUUCCAGGCAUCCCCGGGCCCCCACUAGGGGGCAGCAGCAGCGGCUCGUCUUCACCCUCCGGUUACAACCCACACGCUGAGGCAAAGAUGAGGUUGAAAGCAGCAUUAUCUCAGCAGACUCAGGGUUGUCUUGGUGUGGCGAUGGGCUCUAGUGCGAUGGUGCCUCAGAGGGUGGAGCAAAGCCAGCUGCUGGUUCAGCAUCCAGACGCUCCAUCACCUGCUCAGCCACAGGUGUCUCCCGCUCAGCCCACCGGGGGUCGCAGGCGGAGGACGGCUGACGAUGACCCCGAUGAGAGGAGGCAGCGCUUUCUGGAGCGCAACCGGGCAGCAGCUUCACGUUGCAGACAGAAACGCAAGAUAUGGGUGAACUCUCUGGAGAAAAAAGCUGAGGAGCUCACCUCCAUGAACGUCUCGCUCUCGAACGAGGUGUCUCACCUACGAAACGAAGUUGCUCAUCUGAAGCAGUUGCUGUUAGCCCAUAAGGACUGUCCUGUCACCAACCUCCAGAAGAAAGCUGCCUAUUUAGGAGACGAGCACAUGAAAGACACAUCCGAACCUACGGGCUCCCCAGCGCCGGUCAUCCAGCACAGCUCUCUGGCCCCCAGCCCCUCGUCUGUAGUGGGACCCAACGGCCUGAGCUCUCGUGCCGCGGCUGAAGCGGUGGCCAUGUCGGUGCUGGCAGGAAUGGGCAGCCAGCAGGGUGGCAGCGGCGGCCCGUCACACGUCAUCAUGGCCACACAAUCUCACCCAUCCAGCAGAUGAUGAGAGCCUGUCUGAGACUCUCCACAUCCUGGGAGAGAGGAGAACACACUCCCUCUUGCGCCUAGAGCUCAGCUGCAUUCUGGGAAUGAAACUGGGACUACGUACACACACAUACACACACAAACAAACAAAGAUGGAAGGAGAUAGUCGUUCACUAUGCCAUAGACUACGGGGGCUGGACUCCAAUCCUGCUCUCUUUCGCAUCCUCUGCUCCUUCCUUCAACUUCCUCCUGCUCCUCCACUGGCUGUAGGACUGCAAAGCACUUCCUGUCAUUAAACCUAUCCCCAUAGACAGAUGCACAUACACACGCUGCAAUAAAGACGUGCGCUCGGCGUAUGUGAAAUUCACACACAUCCAGGGCGCGUCUCAAAGUUGUGAUGAUGCAAUACUUUAUAUAUUCUUAUAUAUAUGUAUUAGUAUGUGUGUGUGAGUGUGUUUGAGAGAAACAUUGUUGCUUUAACGUUCUUACCUUGCUAUUUUGGAGCAGGUUUUUUAGUUUUCAGGUGGCCAUGUCCCUGAUCUGACCCUCACUCAUCUUACCUCAUUUUUAACCAGUUCUAUGCGUUUAUUAUCAGCGUGUGCUUCUCGUGUGGAUGAAUGGAAAAAUAGCAGUUUGUGAAGGACUGAUACACUAAGGCUGCCUUGUUAGCAUGCAAACGUUUUGCUAUAUAUAAACUGUGUUGUACUGGCACAUUGCGUUCGGUUUGCGCUAUGGAACCUCAUUGUUGUUGUUUGUUUUGUCCUGUUAUUCUUUUAUUGUGUACGACAAACUCAGAAGCCCCAUAUAGGAGACCGUUUUCUGUUUUCUAGUCAGGACCCUUCCAAACAGGACCCUUUAGGGUGACACGGUGGCUCAGUGGUUAGCACUGUCGCCUCACAACAAGAAGGUCGCUGGUUUGAGUCCCGGCUGGGCCAGUUGGCAUUUCUGUGUGGAGUCUGCAUGUUCUCCUCGUUUUCACGUGGGUUUCCUCAGCAUGCUCCUGUUUCCCCAACAGUCCAGUGACAUGUGCUGUAGGUGAACUGAAUUAACUAAAUUAACUGUAGUGUAUGUGUGAAUGAGUCUAUGGAUGUUUCCCUGUACUGGGUUGUAGCUGGAAGGGCAUCCGCUGUGUAAAACAUAUGCUGAAAUAGUUGGCGGUUCAUUCCGCUGUGGUGACCCCUGAAGAAUGAAAGGAAAAUGGAUGAAUGAAUUAAUUUUGACUGUCUCAAUAAUCACCUUUGACAAAAAGUCAAAUUAAUACAAUAUGAAAUCAAUAUUAUGAUUAAUAUUUAUUUAUGAAGUCAUUUAUGAAACAAAAAGAUGAAUUCCGUGUCUGUACUCAUAAUUACAACUUGUCUGAUAAAAAAAAUUGCAUAAUUUUAUCAAAUUUUGAUGAAAAUGUAUGUCUCGGGUUACUUCAGGUUUGUUAUGAGUAAGUAGAAUUAACCUUAAGUAACCUGAGACAUAAAGCUAUUCAAAACAAUGAAAUAAAAAUGAAAGGAUUUGAUAAAAAAUAAAUAAAUAUGAAAGGAUGUGAUAAAAAAAUAAAUAAAUACAUAAUUAUAACAAAAACAACUUAAAUUUAAUGAUAAAAUCAGCUAAUUAAAUUCGUAUAACCUUUCAUUUAGGUUUUACUCUCAUAACUAUUUUUAAACAGCUUUUGUGUUCAUAAUUUCAGCUCAAAUCAUCAAUUUGCCUUUUUAAUCUUAAUGUUAUCAUUCACAUGAUUGAAUCUUCUCAUUUGACAUAAAUUACAUUUAUCAUUUCCCGCUCUGUUUCUGCUCGAAAUCCAGUUCUAUAGUGCCUCUCUACCCUCUCAUUCACAAUUUCAUGACUGUUGAAAUUGAUAUCAUAUUAGCUUUUACGCCUGGCGUUUUUCGCGUUGGUGUGCACGAUCACAUCGGCGACGUUUAUUUAGUCACGGGGCGAUAAACGUCGACGGAAAACCCGAGCAAAAACCGUCCCGGUGUGCACGGGCCUUAACACUAGUUGUUUCUCUGCUCCACUUGUAAACACACAAACCUUGAUUAGAAAAACAAGUACAAGAGACAAAGAAUCUGCCUUACAAAUCACACGAGUGCCUCUUUAUAGGGUUAACCUCACUCCAUGACUGCUCAGCUCACCACAGCCAUCAGCCAUAGAUUUUAAAUCAUAUACCAUGGUAAUGAAUGAAAAAAAUCCUUUAUUAGUAGAGAGCGCUGCCCUUAAUUUGAACCAUAUUCUACACUGCCACCUGGAGGUAAAAGAGUGCUAUUACAGGCUGCAGGGAACAAAGAGUGUCCACUUCUACUAUGUUAAUGGUUUUACCUAUACUAAAACGAUUAUUCAAACACAAAUUCAGACACUUUGAUAAAUGAGGCAGCAUAUUAACAAGGGACUAUGAUGUACUGUCGUCGCUCAAUGUGUGUAACUUGAAUUUUCUUGCAUUUUUUCUGUCAUUAUUUGCGGUGCGUAAUGCAUUAACACACGAUAUCAGUCCGAAAUGUAUAUAGGCCUGUGGGAAUGCACUAAAAUCAUGCUGGGUUCAUUUUUUUCUGUUUUAAACUAAACUUAUCGAAGUUACCACUUGUCCAAUAUCACACAAACGACUCCUGGCUUUUCUGUUUCAUUGUGUGCUGUCAUUCAGCAGAGGCAACUUAGAGGAUUGUUGAGCUAAAAUUGAGCAGAAUGGAUUUUUUUUUUAGCUUCACUGGCACUUUUUGUAAGAUUUCUGUUCGUUUAUUUUUAUUUUAUGCUGCCAGGAUUAUAGAAAUAUCAUUAUAAUACAUCAUUUUUUGUGUGUGUGUGAGUGUUGUAAGACAGAAAUGUAGAAAUGAUCCUGUAGAUGUUUUGUUUUUCUAAAACUUUGUACUCAAAUAUUUGUAGUUAUUUUUUAUUUGUAAAGAUUAUUAAGGAUGCCUGCUUCCCCUCUCUCACUGAUAAUCACUUUAAAGUUGUCCCAGAUUUCUGUCUUGAUGGACUUAAUGAUCCAUAAUUCCAUCGUAAUGCACAAUUAAUUUAUUAUGGAGUUGCUUCACACAAGUUAAAUUGAAUGCAGUUUCCCUGAGAAUGUCAGACUGAACAAAGCAAAAGUCCUUUAGAAUAAUAUGAAAUUAUAGGCUAAAGAGAGAGAGAGAGAGAGAUUGGGGGAAGGAAAGUUGUUGUAAGUGUAUGUCGUUUAUGGGAAACAACCUCACUCCAAGUUGGACUGAUAGUUUUUUUGUUGUUGUUGUUGAAUGGUUCUUGUAAUGUACAUAUGUGUACCAUAUAUAUUUACUAUUUUUCAUGCAUGUUGAAGUGAAAUACUCUGAACACAGUGCUGCAGUUUUGAUUAAACAAAAAGACUAAA